AUGGCCUUCAUGGCAGUUCUCGCCACGAUACUGCUCGCAACGGCGGCCAUUGCCCAUCCAUCCCCUCAGUAUUCGGCUCCUGCUGCUUCCUGUUCCGAGGCUGCGUCACGGUUGAAUCUUGUGGAUGGCCCCUACGACAACUACUUCUACAGUGACUGCCACUCAAGCUCCCAUGUCAUCAUCACCAAUCCUAGGGUUGGGGAUAAUCUCAACAUUGUCAAGCCUCGGCUACUAGUCGCAUGGCCGGCUGGCAAUAGCGGCGCACUGGCGAUCUUCGAGCCGGGCAAUGGCCAGGCCGGUACGCUCACCAUGAUGAUGGAGAAGUCUAGCACUGGCGCGGCCUUGAGUCCCAUCUUCGACACGAAUGUAGGUGUGAACCCUCGUGUAGGUGUCUCCGGUACAGUCGCCUUCAACAACACGGCGAUUCUCGCUGUUCCCAUCUUGGGCAGUGUCCGCGCGAUGCGAGAUUAUUCUGAGGGCGGAGGUAUCGAUCAAGCAUUCCAAAACAGCUUUGGCUUCGCCGAAUACGAUGAUGGUAGUGGUUCCAUUAACCGGACCUGGUUUGAUGGCGUCACGACAACUACGAUCAAGUUUACGCCUCUCAAUGGCGCACAAAAUAUCACUGUGGGGCGUGGCUCUGCAUGGACGCUCUUGUUUGGAUCCGGCUCCUACUACUUCGAGGCUUCUUACAAUUAUCCCCAGCUCGACCAGUUCAGCUCGCAGGAGGUGCUCACUGAGGCCGCAAGUGGCUUGAUCGCCCAGAACCCAGACUUGACGGCAUCGUUGUCCUUCUUGUCAUACACCGAUAAACUUCUAGCUGGUACUUGGCGUUUUCUUACCUAUUUUGGCCGCGACAGCAUGAUCUCGAUGUUUCUCAUGCAGUCAAUCCUUAGCGACGAGGCUAUCGAGGCGGUCAUUUCGGCUGUCAUUGAGCGGAUCGAUCGACAGGACGGAACUGUCUGCCAUGAGGAAGUCCUUGGCGACUAUGCCACAUACCUCAAUCGCAAGGAAGGAGUAGAAUCCUCUAGCCCUCGAUGUGAUUACAAGAUGAUCGAUACCGACUUUAUGCUCCCCAUCGCCAUGCAGCGCUAUUUUGUCGACACUCCGUCCGGCCAGCAACGCAAGGAGGCAUUCUUUGGCAAGACGGCAACCUUCUUGGCCGCGAACAAUGGAGCAAAGUACUCCUACUUAUCUGAAGUUGCUGCAGAGAAGAUUAUGCGCAACGCAGCACCGUUCGCGAAAAGCCAAACAAAAGCCAAUCUCCUCCAUCUUCGCGAUGGCGAGGGCGUUGGUCAAUGGCGUGAUUCUGGCAAUGGUCUCGGUGGCGGGCAUACACCUUACGAUGUCAACACCGCCCUUGUGCCUGCCGGUCUCCGUGCCGUCGCUGCCCUCAGCCGAGCUGGUUUCUUCACAAGCCAUCCUGAGUGGAAGGACACAGCGGAUCAAUACGCUCAGAUCUGGGAAGACGAGACGCUGCCCUUUUUCGAAGUCACUGUGUCCCAAGCGGACGCCGCAUCCCGAGUGCAGAGCUACGUUAAAGGCGCUGGAAUUUCUGUACCUGCGAAUGCGGAUAGCAUCACUAGCGACGUCAAGUUCUACGGGCUGGCUGUCGAUGGCUCGUUCAACUCCGGGGACCCCAUUCCAGUCAUGAACACUGACGACUGCUUCCGCCAUUUCUUCCUCAAUGCGACCAAUCAGACGCAGCUCAGUGCCUUCUUGGAUCAGUCCGCGGACCAUAUUCUGCAGCCAUUCCCAGUUGGUCUCUCCACCGGCGUCGGCCUAGUCGUUGCGAACCCAGCCUAUGCCAACGACGCGAACUUUGAAAAUGGCUUCUCGGCUCGCGAAUACCACGGUACUGUGGUGUGGAGCUUCCAGCUUGCUAUGAUGGCAGCGGGUCUCGGCAAGCAGCUUGGCCGAUGUGCGUCGUCGUACGGCAAACCUGGCAAGUCACAAUCCCAUCUCCCUAUCUGA
Molecule: messenger RNA, 1971 nt
Organism: Parastagonospora nodorum SN15
Lineage: Eukaryota; Fungi; Ascomycota; Dothideomycetes; Pleosporales; Phaeosphaeriaceae
Exons: 1
Coding region: 1-1971 (656 amino acids)
Biological process (GO): carbohydrate metabolic process
Source: RefSeq, a predicted model, not a curated record